This is a messenger RNA of Dermacentor andersoni, 1586 nucleotides long. Its product is annotated as glycogenin-1-like. NCBI's taxonomy places the organism in Eukaryota, Metazoa, Arthropoda, Arachnida, Ixodida, Ixodidae. Gene Ontology annotation, molecular function: glycosyltransferase activity. The record is from RefSeq and is a predicted model, not a curated record.
GGAAGCGGGAGAGAGGAGCCUCAUCCACGUCUCGCGUUUCGGCGGUGGCAAUACGUAUGAAUGCAGAUGACGCUGCCGUCGACGUGCGCGAGUGAUCGUCAACGUCGCACGUGCCAGGGACUCGUGAAGCGAACAAGAAGAAACUGUGGGUGGCCAUGGAGUCGUGCUGCCCGCCGCCGCCGCCGGAACAGCCCGCGAAGAGCCUCGAGGAGUCGUGGGUGACGCUGGCCACGGACGACACGUACGCGUUCGGCGCCCUGGUACUGGGCUACUCGCUGCGAGAAGUCCGCACCCGCUACAAGCUCACCGUGCUCGUCACGCGAGACGUGGGGGCCGUCAUGCGACACCUGCUGGCCCAGGCCUUCGACGACAUCGAGCUGGUCACACUGCUCAGGGGCCGGGAUCCUCUGGGCUGCCCCGCUCGGGAGGCUGACGGGGUGGCGUGCUCCUACACGAAGCUCCACAUCUGGCGCCUGCAGCAGCUCAGCAAGGGUGUCUUCCUGGACGCCGAUACCCUGGUGGUGGCCAACUGCGACGAGCUGUUCCAGAGGCGCGAACUGUCCGCUGUGCCUCUGAGGGGUUGGCCCGACCUUUUUGACACGGGUGUCUUUGUCUUCCAACCCUCCGAGAAGACGCAUGGCCUGGUGAUGAAGGUGGCCAGAGAGAUGGCCAGCUUCGACGGCGUCGACCGUGGCGUCCUCAACGAAGUGUUUGGCCAACGUUGGAGGAGGGAUUUGGCGCUGCGGCUGCCCUUCACCUACAACCUGCAGGGCUCGGCGGGGCGUCCGUUCUUCGACCGCGCGUACCAGAAGUUCGGCGAGUCUGGCACCAAGAUCGUGCACUUCUGGGGCGUCGACAAGCCGUGGACUCAGGUUUACGACUGGUCCAUGGCGCGGGUGCACCCUUCCCCGGACUGCCAGCACCACCCGCAACACCUCCAGAUGUGGUGGGACCUGUUCAGCCGCCACGUGCAGCCCAAACUGGCGCGACACCCAUGCGGCGACGAAGGCCGCAAGCCGGGACUCGUCUGCCGCGAGGAGAUCUGCACGCCGCUCUACCGGGAGGAGCCAUCUACCGCGGUGCCCACCGACACCACGGAACCCGCGAGUCCAGGCACUUGUGGAACGCUUAACUCGAAAACGGAAGCGUCGAACGAAGAGGCGGCCACGAAGUCCUCGCCGUCAGUUCGCACCCGCAACCAGAGCGUGGCCAGCCUGCUCAACAUCCUCGGUGACACGUCCAUCGCCAACAUCAUGCAGGGCUCGUCUCGGUCGGACGUAGCACGGCACGACGAGGACCGCUACGACGCGUGGGAGCGCGGGGAGAUGGACUACACGGGCGCCGACGCCUUCGCCAACAUCCAGCGCAGGCUGGACGAAGCCAUCAAGGGGCCGCAGGGCAGCGAAAAGCACGAGGCGGACGAAAUGGACAAGCAUGGAUCCCUCUCGGAGUCCACCUACCUUGACGUCCUCACCGACAGCUGAGCGCGACUCUGGAGCUGCGCGUCUAGCUGCCGCCGCACGCUAGAACACCCUGUCUGGAAACUGAGCGAGCUGGCCAGUAGUAAACGCCUCGACCUCACGUCA